Salmo salar (Atlantic salmon) is the source of this 7118-nucleotide messenger RNA. It is a transcript of the gene tex2, whose product is annotated as testis expressed 2. The record is from RefSeq and is a predicted model, not a curated record. Gene Ontology annotation, molecular function: lipid binding. Gene Ontology annotation, cellular component: endoplasmic reticulum. NCBI's taxonomy places the organism in Eukaryota, Metazoa, Chordata, Actinopteri, Salmoniformes, Salmonidae.
AUUUUAAUCAAUCCCAGAGCGUAUAGGCUAGAGAUCAAAUGCCUGUUAGGCGUUCUGCCAUCGGAUCCGAUUUGAUUAUUCUGCCCUUGGAAAACGGAGAAUACUUUUUCUCACUGUAUUGGGCUGUCACUGGGAUUCACAUUCAGCUCUCAUCAUCACAUAUGUAGGCAGCUAUACUAUACGCAGAUUGAUUGUGGGAAAUCCAGGAUUAAUUACAGUGUGCAUCAGCGGCAGCAUCAAACACACCCGAUGUGGAUGAAAUGAACCGUCGAUACGGCCUCUAAAGCAGCAGCAUGAUCCAUGGCCUGGCUGUGUGUGUGAGUGUCAGUGAGGACAGACAGUGUUGCAGCCCAGGCCAGAGGCAGCAGAUUGAAUGCCACUGAAGUCUCAAGGCUGUGAGCCCUGUGGAGUGUGGUCAUGACCAGCCAGGGCAGCAACAGUAGCAGGAAGGACGGCCAUGCUGCUGACAGUACCCCCUCCUCCUCCACGCCCCCCCGCCCGCCCCCCCGGCCCCAAGCUGCAGGUGCAGCGCUCCCUCUCCCGGGACACCAUCACCAUCCACUUCUCCGCCCUGGGACAAGAGGAGGACGAGGACGAGGAGCUGUAUGGGUUUGGGGCGUCUGUGUCAUCGUCCUCUGCAGGAGAGGAGUCAGAAGGGCUGGGUGGGAUGGGGGGGGAGGACUGAGGACCAGGGCAUCGUGACGGCCUUGGAAGCCAGCGAGGAGCUAGUGUUUGAUGCUGGAGGGAUUGGGGCCACCACUACCAUUGCUGUGUCCUCUACCACUCUACCCCACAGCCCAGCCCUGCCCAUCCUCCCCUCCUCCAUGCACACCCCCCUCCAUUCCCCCCCUGCUUGCUCCUCCUGGCCCUCUGAUCACACAAGGCCCACGAUCCCUCCCACCUCCUCCUCCACCACCUCCUCCCCGUCUCGCUCCGCAGCCCUGCCCUCCAAGCCUUUCCUCAGCCUCAGGUCCCUGUCCAAUGAAAUGAUGGUUGCCCCUCCUUCUUCUGCCGGACGCCACCGCCACCAUCUGAUGAAGACGUUCGUCAAGUCUCUCUCCACGGACAACACCAGGCCCGACCACCAGGAGGCGCCCUCACCACCAUCUCUCUCCCAGCAGCGCCCACCUCCAGACUCCCGCGUCAACAACCUGCAGCUCUUCAAGCAGUUGGGCCAGCCGAUGGGUUCCACCACGUUUGGGGGUGGUGACUCCAAGACGGCCCCCUCCUCACCCCUCACCUCCCCGGCCGACGGGAGGUGUUUCUUCAAGGUGCAAGAGAUGGAGGCCAGGAUUGAGGAUACUAGGAGGCGUUUGUCGGAGGUCAUGUGUGAGCCAAUGCAUCUGUUCAGUAAGUUCAUGGGCGACGAGGCUGGAGGCGGGGCCGAGGGAGGAGGUACAGGGGGGGGUGCCUCCGCUACCCACCGCUCCCUCUCCCUCAGCGCCACGGAGCUCACCAACCUGGCAGGCCUCAAUGGGCACGCAGAGAGCAACAACAACUACAGCAUCAAAGAGGAGGGGGGCAACUCUGAAGGAGAGGAGGAGGAAGAGGAGGAAGAGGAGACCCCUACUGGUGAAGCCUCAGCAGACUCUGUCUUCUCCUCUCCUCCAGCCAAGUCCUCCAGGACCUCCAGGGUCUCCUCCCCUCCUCCUCUCCCCAGGUCCUCCUUCCUCGCCCUGGGUCACUGCUCCAUGUCGGCCCUAGUCCGCCUGGAGGACGAGGAGUUCUGUGAGCUCUACAGUGAAGACUUUGAGCUCUGUACUGACACUGAGACACCGGACGGGGAGCGGCCCGGGUCCCUGCAGAUCCAAACAGGAAGCACGGGCGUCUGCAGUGAAGCCGAGUCCGACGAAGAGGAGGAAGACUUACCAAACGUGCCCAUCACUGGCCUCCUCUUCUUCACAUGUCUAGUCUACAGUUACCUGGUAUUCCCCCUGCCACCCUAUUUGUGUGCGGUGGUGCAGGGGGUGGCAGCAGGGUUCAUGCUGGCUAUACUGGUGGUGUGGCUGUCGGCUCCGGAGGUCUCCAGCUGCAGUGGGACCAGGCAGGGCAGACGAAGGGGGGAGCAGUGGAACGUGGCCCAGCUGGAUAUCAAAGAACCUGGAAUCUUUAAGGGCUGGAUGAACCAGAUGUCCAGCUAUGACCUAGAGAUGUACCAUGCCACUCUGACCCACUCUGUGUAUGUACGCCUGGAGGGCUCCACCCUGCGCCUGUCCAAACCCAACCGCAACAUCGCCCGGCGGGCCACGCACAACGAGCCCAAACCUGACGUCACCUACAUCAGCCAGAAGAUCUACGACCUCACCGACAGCAAGAUCCACCUGGUGCCCCAGAGCCUGGCCAGGAAGCGCGUGUGGAACAAGAAGUACCCCAUCUGUAUCGAGCUGGCCAAGCAGGAGGACUUCAUGUCCAAGGUCCAGGCCCAGGGAGAGAGGCCCGAUCCUGGGGAAGAGAAGCCGGCCGGGGUGGGGGAGAAGGGGGAGAAGCUGGAGGGUCCAGGUGGAGCUGGGGGUGGAGAGGAGCCCAGGAAACCCCCAGGGGAGCGGGAUCUGACCCUGUUCCUGUUUGGGAGGACGGGUCGGGAGAAAGAAGAAUGGUUCAGGAGGAUUUUGGUGGCAUCCAGACUUAAGUCUGAGGCUAAUAAAACAUCCAGUGAGCAUCCAGUGGGCGACUGGCCUCACAGACUGGAGGCAGAGAGCAGGAGUAGCAGCCGUGGCAGCCUCAUGGACGAGCCCAGUCAGAAGGACCCUUCCCUGGCCGGAGGGGUCAGGCAGAAGAUGCUGCUGGACUACAACGUCUACAUGGCCAAGUACGUCACCCCCCUGCCCCCGCUGGACAGCCCCCCGGCCAGCAGCCCCUCCCACAGCCCAGAGGGCAGCCCUGGAGCCACCAAGAAGUUACCCAGCAGCCCGUGCGAGCGGCCGGGGCGAGGGGCGGUGCCAGAGGCGUGGGUGAACGCCUUGAUAGGCCGGGUGUUCUGGGACUUCCUGGGGGAGAAGUACUGGGCUGACAUGGUCUCCAAAAAGAUCCAGAUGAAGCUCAGUAAGAUCAGACUGCCGUACUUUAUGAAUGAGCUGGCUCUGACAGCGCUGGACAUGGGCUUCUCCAUUCCCAAGAUCCUCCAUGCCUCCAAGCCCUCUGUAGACCACCAAGGUCUGUGGUUUGAUCUGGAGGUGUCCUACACUGGUUCCUUCAUCAUGACCCUGGAGACCAAGAUGAACUUGGCCCGUCUGGGGAAGGAAGGAGAGGGGCUGGGGGAGCAGGGGAAAGAGGGGCCCAGACCUCGGGCCUACUGCCUGGCAGACAGUGAUGAAGAGUCCUCCAGUGCUGGAUCGUCUGACGAAGAGGAUCCCCCAGAAAUCCCCAUGGACAUGGUGGGGGCGGAGGGUUUCGUCGGAGGCCACCGGCCCAGUAAGAUCAUGAGGUUUGUGGACAAGAUCGCCAAGUCUAAGUACUUCCAGAAGGCCACGGAGACAGAGUUUAUCAAGAAGAAGAUCGAGGAGGUGUCCAACACGCCCCUGCUGCUCACCGUGGAGGUGCUGCAGUGCCGCGGGAUGCUGGCCGUCAACAUACCACCCCCACCCACCGACAGGAUAUGGUAUGGCUUCAGGAGUCCCCCCCACUUGGAGCUGAAAGCCCGGCCCAAGCUGGGUGAGAGGGAGGUCACGCUGGCCCACGUCACCGACUGGAUCGAGAAGAAACUGGAUCAGGAGUUUCAGAAAAUAUUUGUGAUGCCAAACAUGGACGACCUCUGGCUACCCAUCAUGCACUCUGCCAUGGACACCCGUUCUAACGCCAACCUGGCUACUGUGACAACAUCGACCGAUGCCUUGAGGGACCCAGACCUCUCGGAGCCUGAACUCUUUGACAUGUGAAGACAUCAAGACUCCGUUUCUGGGGUGUUGCUAAGGAUAAGUCACUGGCGAUAGGACAGGGAGGCCCAGGCGACCUGACAUCCUGGUAACCACUGGUGCCUGCGCCGCAGUUGGUGGGGCUUAUUGUCCUCCCCUCAGGACAGUGGGCCAAUCCUAUAGCCACUUCAGACUGUGGAUCCUCUACCAGGAAGUGAAGACAGAGAGACAACCUACUUACUUCUCACUUGGCUGGGACAUACUGCAUCAUUUGUUUGAAGGAAUAUUAAUCCGAGGAUGGUGUCAAUCAGACAGGUCAUGGAUUCACAGACCAUUUGGAAUGUAAGUGUGUGUGGGGUCAGACAAAUUGCCAUGCAGUGUAAACUGAAGAACCACACUACCUGUGAUGUACAGCAGCUACACCAAACGUCAUAGACGAACAUGAAAAGUGUGUGUACUAAUUGGAGUCCAUGAUAUGCCCUGCAUUUCUUUUUCCAUUGUUUCAGACCCGAAACCCUUUAAAAAAGGAUGGGUGUAGAUGGUCAUAGAGAGAAGGCUGUGUGUGAUUUGUCACAUGCGUCAUCAUCUUAUGCACAUAUGGGCAUUGUGAGACAAUGUCUAUCCCUCUCUCCGCCCCCUCCCCAUCCAUCGCGUGGCAUUCCUUAUGCAAACAGGUCAACGCCACUGUGCAUUGAUCAACAAUACCAUCCUACCCCCAAAACAACUCAAACUGCAGAAGGCAGGCUCAUGUGGUAGUUACUGAAUAGCCUGGGAUGAAUACCCUUGCUUGAGACCUGAAAAUGUGUUGGAUCCUCAAGAUAAUGUCUAGGCUUUAGCUCAGCGUGCUCACACUCUUGUGACAUGGGUAUGAAACCCGGGUAAGUCACAGAUGAAGGCUAAAUAUAGUAGUUACUGACUGUAUAGCUUGGGAGCUUUCAUCAAACGCAUAGGGCCUUCAGUGUCUUCUGUCCAUUACCUCAGCCAUUCUGAAGUCACGAGGUGUACAAAUACCAACCAUAAAUCUAUGUAUAGUCACAAUAGUCUUAUAGCUAUGAUGUCAAAAGAGGUGUGUAGACUGUAGACAGAAGGCCUAAUGAAUGUACCUUUAACAUGUAAAGCAGGCAGUUCCCUAACUGGGUCAAAUAUAAAGGACCCUAACUGCUAACUUAGGGCUCCAUUCAAUCAGAGCCGCUUUAGGAGACAUCUGCAUAACGGUUGUUUUGCAGGUGUCGGAGGUGUUACUGCGUUAGAGCAGUCAAAUACACAAGUGGCUUCUGGAAUUAUACCUAAAGCAGACAUUGCCAUUGGCUGUUUGGAGUCGCAUUAAGAGAAAUCCCAUGCAGCUGUAACCGAUGUGAAAUGGCUAGUUAGUUAGCGGUGGUGCGCGCUAAUAGCGUUUCAAUCGGUGACGUCCAUCGCUCUGAAGUGGUUGUUCCCCUUGCGUUGCAAGGGCCGCGGCUUUUGUGGCGCGAUGGGUAACGAUGCUUCGUGGGUGUCAGUUGUUGAUGUGUGCAAAGGUCACUGGUUCGAGCCCACGUUGGGGCGAAGAGAGGGACGGAACCUACACUGUUACACAGCCUCGUUUACAAGUUCAAACAUUGGAAUGUGAGGCGUUUUCUACACCUUAAUUAGGCUGAUAGAAAUCCUAUUUUUUUUGUUGAAUGAUUUUAAAUUUGAGCGUUAUUAUUUAUAUAUAGACUAUACUUUCUCAUUCUGAACUUCUAAUGUGUGGGACGGUGUGGCAAUGAUCACAAGAGCAGCUGCUCACUGAUUUGUUUCAACGCAGUUACACCUCCAAAACAUUUGCUUUGCGGGUGUCGUCUAUCGCCAGUAAAGGCUUGAUCUGAUUGAAUCUAGGCACUACUCUGGUAGUGGUAGGAGAUAUUUCCUGAGUUCAUUUUCUAUCAACUGUUUUAAAAUGCAGAGAUCAAAUGCAUUUGUCUCUAGCUGUCUUAUAGGCCAAGAAGCACUUUCACUCACACCCACCUUUUUAAAACGGUUUCUCUCAACCUUUUUUGUACCAGCAACUGGCAAAUAUGGUGUCUUAUUCAGGGGGUGAACUUGUACAGCAAGUCUCACGAAACAGGAUAGGCUCCUUCCCUGUGGUCCAUUCUAGGUCGGACAAGACAUGCUUAGCUACUGGCAAAGCUAUGCGUUUCCUCUUUGGAGCACCACUGCGCUACAUUACUGAAUUGUCAGACAUCCAUAUCGGAGGGACUUCAACAUCACAGGCCCAGAGGUUGAGUAUCACUAUCUUAGGACACAGCUUUCACACACUCAGAUUCUGAACAUGUUUCGAUGCCUGUAGCUGGCGAUUCAAACAGCCAUAAGUAAUACGUCAGCCAUACCGCUCAGCCAAUGGAAACAUGAGCCAUUCAGUAAAUACGACUGCUUUUAUCAAUUUCCUGUACAUAUGAAAAAAUAUUAAACACGUGGCUAUGACUGGGGUAGAUGGUUUUUAACCUUUCAGAAUCAUGACAUUUGCCAAGAUUAACUUUUACAGGUGACAUUUGGGUUUUGUUUGCCGGAAAGCAAUGUGUACGAGGCAGAAGUGCCGUUUGAAUAACCAUUAAUUCUAGUUGGUUAAAUGUUUUACGAUAAAUUGUGUGCAUGUGAGGCCACGUCAUAGAUUAUUUCCUCAUACGCUCGUUGCAGUGAUGGGGGGAGAAAAAAAUAAUCUGGAAUUUCAGUUGCGUUGAGCAAUGUCAUAACAGUUCUGAUCAAUAAAACAUUGCUUUCAUGUAGCUGAUCAUCCUAGGCUAAGAUAAGACAAUUCAAACUAAUGUGUAGUAGUUUGGGCCAUAAGGACUUUGUACUUUUGAGUUAUAGGAACAUUUGCCCAUGUGGGCAGAUCACACAACAGGUUAGUGUCACUGAAUAGUACACAGAACAUUUUUUUUUUUAAAUUAAAUCUGCCUAUUAACAAUAUAUACUGGUUUAUUCCUUGUAGCUCUAAAAUGAGGGAAGGGAUGCCUUAGGAAGCAUAUUCAGAUUGAAGAUCAGAAUACACACAUGACAAAUAGUGAUUAGAUGUGAGUUGCAUUUAAAAGAGAAACUUGGGAUGAAAUGCCAAGUAACCCCAGUUAUAACAAGCCUUUGAUUUGCUCUUGCAGCUGUAGCUUGGCCUACGGAGCCAUGGAGAGGGCUCCGCUGGUUCAAAGACAGUGCAUACAGUUACAAUAUACAUGAACACCAAACAUUCCACUACAAAUGACACUUUACAGGACAAUUUAAUAAUGUUCAAUAAAUUGAGUUGUAGUAGUUGAA